AUGAACUACGACUCAGACGACGCCCGGAACCUCUCUCCGCCCCUCGAGAAGCAGAAGAUCGUCUACGAGCCGCACGAGUCCCCUCCGCCAUUCAUCCCAGAGGACAAGAGCGAGACCUGCAGCCCGGUCGACGCCAGCUGCAGCAGCAACAACAACAACAACAACACCAGCAGCAGCAGCAGCAGCAAGCCGGGCGGAGGCGGCCCGGGAGGAGGUGGUGACCGUAAGCGUCGACGAUGUGGCAGAUCAACCAAGUCAGCGUUAAGCGACGAGCUAAUACUGAGGUCCGUAGCUCCCAAUGACCCCGAGAUUGCCUACAGGUCCAGAGAAGCGCCCCUCAGGCGGGAUUCUUCCUCCUGCUCCUCCUCCUCCCCGGUCUCGGAGCAUACCAGCGGUGCUGAGGACGCCGCCAGCCUCCAGGACGUCGACGGUGCCCUUCCCCCGGACAUUGAGCUCAAGAGACGACUCCAGUCGACGUCGACGUCAGCAGGAGGCGCAGCCAGAAAACCCUCGUCGCCGACCUUGAUCUCGGCCUCCAACAACAACAACCAUCACAAUAACAACAAUUCUGCCGAAAACAACAGUACCCAUACCAGCACCAGCCACAGAAACCACCACCACAGUCACCACCACAGUCACCAUCACAGCUUCGGGCAGCCACUGCCACGCCCUGACAUUCUUAUGACCGAUCCUCCGAAUCCCUCAGCGGAUCCCUCAGCCGCUGCCGCUGCCGCUACUCCCAGGCAUCCUGCUACUACGGCUAGCUCGAAAGAGGGAGCUUCAAACGCUGCUAGUCCUGCUCCUGCUCCUGCUCCUGCUCCUGCUGCUACCACGACCACCCGUCUUCCUUCGGUGGCCCAGAUCAUCUCAAAUCCUACCUCUCAGUCUCCCCUCUCGGCCUCGAUUUUUCAGGAUUCAAGGCCCCCCUUGCUCACAACCCCUACAACAUUCAAGAAACUAAAUACUUUCCCCCUGGAUCCUUCCCGAGGAGCUGGCGGCCAGAGCCUGCCGUCAACUAUUGCUGGCAGCUCCUCGGACUCCGGCAGCACUGUCUGCCAGAGCCUCCCAUCCUUCAGAUCCUCCUUCCCCAGUGAGAUUGUCCCUGAUGUUAUCUCCUCAAAGGAUCACUUUCUCAAUAAAAACGGCGUGCCACCACAACCACCGUAUCCGGCAGUCACUUCUUCCCCUCGCCAGUCACACCACUCCCAUUCGCACAGCCAUGGCCACCACACCUCGUCACAGUCACAUAUACGUCGCCUGUCAGAGCAAUUCUACCCUACUCCUCUACUAUCCUCAACAUCAUCUACGCCAGCUUACUCUCAGGGCUCUCCUCCCAAAUCCUGUGAUAUUCCUACACACCACCACCACCAGCAGCCGCCGCCGCCGCCGCCUUCCCAACAACAGCAGCAGCAGCAGCAACAACAACAGCAACAGCAACAGCACUACUGGCCAGGCAGGCUAAAAACAGACCACUCCCGGUCUCAUUCCCAGUCCCACUCUCAAUCCCUGUCUCAGUCCUCAUGUGAGCCUGGCUUCCAGUACAGCGACUCCCCAAGUACAGGAUAUCCUACCCCCACGGACCCAGCCAGUCAGGAGGGCUCGGAAAAACGCCAUGCAACGCCCACAUCCUCUUCCAUCGCGUCCUCGGGCAUGUUCAAAUGCAAUUACCCUGGCUGUGUCGCCCUCCCAUUCCAGACCCAAUACCUUCUAAACUCGCAUGCAAAUGUCCACUCUCAAUUCCGGCCAUACUACUGCCCCGUCCAGGGCUGUCCCCGCUCCGAGGGCGGAAAGGGCUUCAAGCGCAAAAAUGAGAUGAUCCGCCACGGUCUUGUGCACGAUUCGCCAGGCUACGUCUGUCCGUUCUGCCCGGACCAAAGACACCGCUAUCCCAGACCUGAUAAUCUCCAACGGUACGUUACCAAGCCCAAGAUGAAAAAGAAAAAGAAAAGAAAGGAAGGAAGAAGUAACCGUUCUUUUUCGGCCCUCGUUCUUCGUUUCCUUGUCGAUCCCGCUCUUAGCGUGGUUGCCUGUUCAUCACUUCCGCUGCGCCUCCUGUGCCUCAGGCAGGCGCUUAUUCAACAUUUCACCCUAUAUUAUCCAUACAUAACCCCCAACGCAUUAAGCAUAAUAUGUAAUGUGGCUGUGCUAACCUUCUCUCCCCUUUUUGCCUUUGCCUUAAACAGACACGUCCGCGUCCACCACAUCGACAAGGACAGAGAGGAUCCGUUGCUCAGAGAAGUCCUUGCUCAAAGACCCGAGGGCGCCAACCGUGGACGAAGGCGCAGAGCCUAG
Messenger RNA from Trichophyton verrucosum HKI 0517, 2292 nucleotides. RefSeq lists its product as uncharacterized. Bases 1 to 2292 code for a protein of 763 amino acids. The record is from RefSeq and is a predicted model, not a curated record. NCBI's taxonomy places the organism in Eukaryota, Fungi, Ascomycota, Eurotiomycetes, Onygenales, Arthrodermataceae. The transcript is spliced from 2 exons.